GGCUUCGUGAACGCCGUGUUCCUCUUCUCCCCGUGCCCCCACUCGCGGCGGGAGCUGCGGCAAAAAACCUGCCCCCCCGAGCCGCCCACGGUGCAGGAGUUGGCGGAGAAACUCCUGCCCAGGAGUGUCCAGGAGCUGCUCGCGGACCAGAAAAUCACUCUGUUCUGGGUGGACACUGCCGAGCGGGCUCAGCUGAUCGAGUGUCCUGACCAUGUUGGAUACUGGACAAUGUUUGAACUGAUCUCCCAGACAGGAGGCACCAUUUUGCCAGUUGACACCUUAGUGCACUGUGUGAGUCACCACGGGGCAGAUCUUGCUCAUGGCUUUCUUGGAGGCUCCAGUUCCCCAGUGCCACAGGCUGUGCCUUGGACGAGGCUUCUGCCGCUGGACGCGACUCUGAACUGCUUGUUCUCGGAGCCUUCUGUGUAUCAGUCACUGUUUGCCCGGAGGGAAGGAACCUUGUUUCUCAACAUGCCUGACCAGAAGCAGGAAAGCUGUGCUGUGAUCCUGGAACCCCUUGCCAUGAGCCAGAGACAACUGCAGUGUCCAGUCAACAUUGUCCUGAAAGGAAGCUUGACAGGUUGGAACUUGGCACAGGCUGGCCCCUUCCUCACGGAGAGCUGGAUACUGCAGAGCUCCCAGGCUGAGCAGGCAGAGCAUAACAGGUCACUGUUUCAUCAGCUGUUGAGGAGUCUAGUGACUGAAGAACUGCACAUGGUUGCUGAGGUCUCUCUGUCCCAAACUUGGUGCCCCUGCACUGCUGUGCUGUCACCUCUCUCAGAGUGUACUGCAGUUCUGACUGUGCUUGGUGCUGAGAAGGCAGCUGAGGUUCAGCGAUGCAGCCUUGAAGGAGCUGUGGUGGACAACUCCCCCCAAGACUCUGCUUUUCCCCUCCCAGAGAUUGUGAAUAGUGUGUUGAGGGAAAUCAACACGGUGGCGGAAGACUCUUUGUCCAGUCUGGAAGAAACUCCAGUGCCAGAGUGGGUCCAACGGGAACUGUCCCAUACAGGGAGCUGGCAUCCUUCAGUGCUGGAAGCAUGGUAUCCUGCAUCAAAUGCUUGUGGAGCAAGCUCAGAUCUGAUGGAGUCAUUCAGACUGCUGCAGGUUCCUUGUGCUAAUGGGAAGGAUGCUGAAGACCAGUCUGAUGUGGAGCUCUCAGAAAGUCUAUCUGAGCUGUACCAGAGAAAAUUCAGUGAAACAUCUGCAGCUGGUCCAGGAAAUAACAAAAAAAGAUGUGGGGUUCCCCGAACUCCAGUCAGGCAGAAGAUGAAGACCAUGUCCAGAUCCCUGCAAAUGCUCAAUGUAGCAAGGCUGAAUGUAAAGGCUCAGAAGUUUCAACCUGAUGGUGUGUCACCAGCAGUGAAUGAGAAGGUUCCACAGAAGCUUUCAGCAAAAAGAUUGGAUGAAAAAGUGGAAGGAAAGGAAAAGGCACUUAAAAUAUCAGUUGACUUCCAAACAGAGGAGGAGCUGCAAUCCCACCUGACUGGGAGCUACCAGAAGGCUGUUGCUGAGGGAAUUCCUUCAUCUGCAUGUGCCCAGAACAUGAUCAUGGCCAUUAAAAGGUUCUUGAAAAUACAAGAUGCCAAAGAGAAAGAGAUGGCCUGUGUGGAAAGAGAACCCAUCUCCACCAGCAAAAUGCUCAGACAACAUCAUGACUUGCAGAAGGAGACCAAAGUCAGAGAGUGCCGACUCCAGGUAUUUCUGCGCCUUGAGUUGUGCCUUCAGUGCCCUUCACUGCAAAGCAGCACUGACAACAUGGAGCAGCUAUUAGAAGAGGUGACAGAUAUGCUGCGCAUUUUAUGUCUGACUGAAGACCCAGGGUAUCUUACCAAGUUUCUAGAGGAAAUAUUAGAAUUGUAUAUGAAUUCUAUACCAAAGACACUUGGAGAUAUUUACUACGGGCUUGGUACACAAAUACCCCCGAAGUUGGCAUCUGUUCUGCCCUCAGACUUCUUCAGUGAUGACUCCAUGACUCUGGAUAGCAAAUCUCCAGGCCUUCCACCAUCUCUAUCAUCUGUCUUAACUCCUGGUGCUGUUUGCAGCGAGAGUGAUCAGCUGGAGGAGCUGCGCACCAGGUCUGCCAGAAAGAGAAGGAAUAAUGUAUUAGCCAGACACAGGAGCAUGACAGAAGCACCACAGAACUUGCGUCAAAUUGAGAUUCCCAAGGCAGCCAAGAAUCCCAUCAGAAAGGAGAGCUCCCUUUCUUACCUUGCCGCUGAGAAGGGCCAGCAGAAGCCUUUGUUGCAGAAAGAAGCAGUGCAAGAGGUUACAAAGGUAAGGAGGAACCUCUUCAAUGAAGAGAUACUUUCACCAUCAAAAAGGUCUCUGAAAAAGAUGCCUAGAAGCCAGUCAGUAUCUGCUGUGGAAGGCUUAAAAUACAAACGUACUGAUGAAGGCACCAAAGAUCAUCGCAAGUUAUUGACCAAGAGAGUUGCAGAAACACCAUUACAUAAACAGGUCCCCAGGAGACUCCUCCAUAAGCAGAUCAAAGGCAGGUCUUCUGAUCCAGGUUGUGACACUGGUGUGGUAGAGGAAUCUCCAGAAAAGGCCAUAAGUGAAGCAGGUUUGAGGAGAAGCCCACGCAUCAAACAGCUGUCUUUGAAUAGGACCUGCUCUGGUACUUUCUAUUCCACUGCACAGCCCAGCUCAAAAAAUUCGCAGCACAUCCACCAGGGACAAGAGGAGAGCAGUACACUGCAGGAUGUAGAAGGCCUUAAGCAGCACUCAGAGAGUUCUUCUGUCCAGACUCCCAAGAGGUUUUUCUUUGGUGCAGUCAUUGACACAUGUAGUCCUGCAGAGAAACAUUCACCUGGAAGGAGGAGAAUGAGAAAAGAUUCCUUACACUUAGAGGAGCUGACUGCCUGUCAGACUCCUAGAAAAACACCUUGUAAAUUUACCCAGAAGCCACCAAAUUCUGCGAGUAAGCUGCCAAGGAGAUCGCCUCGCAUUCUCCACAGGACACCACAGAAGCUGGAGAGGACUCCUGGCAAAAGUCCAGCAGCUAAGCAGACUGUAGCUAAGUGUUUGGGAAAGUACUUUUCUAAUCCUGCACAAAGGGUCAAGUCGCCAUCUGCGUUAAGUGAAAGGAAGAGGGUUCACUUACUGCAAGUAACUUCUGAGGACUGUUCUGCAGCACAAAGACUUUUCCCUCCUUGCCAAGAGGCUGGCUUACAAUCACCAGAACAUGAAGGCUUCAUGCCACUCAAUGCCUCAUUAUUACCUCCAAAAGAUUCAAAUUCAGCUGCUUCUUCUCCCCCUGCCAUCCAAGAAAGGUGUUUUACAGAACUUCGAACUCCAAGACGUUCCUUGCGAUACCUCUCAAAAUCUCCGGUUGGUGCUCGGAGGCAAAUCCUCACAAAAGAAAUUCAGGUGCAAUUAGAUCCAUUAUCUCAAGCAACUAAAAGGACUCCCAGGAAACCUGAAGAUCCAGGUUCAAAUUUAUGUACCAGCCCACUGAGGACAGAAAUACCUCAGCUUGCUGUGAGACCAGAGCCUCUCUUGAAUUCUCUACUCCAUGGAAGUUCCAUGAACACUGAGGCAAUCUGCUUUCCUACCCCUGCGCCGGCUGGGGAGUCUGACUGGGAACUCAGUGCAUCUAAACCAUCUCCUCAAAAGUCUCCAGGUAUUACUGGCACCUCACUGAGCCCCCUGCUUCAUGCAUCCAAUCAGACAAAACGUGAACCAGCUUCUGGAGGAGAGAACCUCACACUUGCAUGUGCAGCACCAUCUGAAAAUAAGGACAAUCAUCAUGAUGGUGGUAACUAUUCUGGGGAAAGCCUUCAGCUUUGUCAGUCCCAAGUUACUGAAAAUACCCCUGUAUUGGAGAAAAAUAAACACAUGGAUGUAGUGUCUCAGAAGUCUUCUCCAAGCGAGGACUCUGAAAACUUGGGAAAGCAUUUGUCUCCAGAGCCUUUUGCUGGAGGGCAGGUACAUGCACAGAAUGCUGAGAUAGACUGUGAGCUUUUGGCUAAGGAGGGAAACUCCAGUGCAAACACGUGUGAUUCCUUCCUAAGUGAUUUUCAAACAGUUAGUGAUGACUCAGAGCCAAGAACUCUGCUGAGGGAAGGAUAUGUGGGGCCAGAGGCUCCAAGUCUUAAGAGACACUCCAGAUCUGCCCUGAAUACUUUGCCUCCUAUGCCAAAGUCUGCUCCUGCCUAUUCCCUACGCUGCACUGUAGACAGGAGGCAGCGGGAGGCUGAAGCACGGAUGGGAAACCCUCAGCUUGUAGCUAAGCUCUCUACUAAAAGUCGUUGCAAACUGCCUUCUGCUGCCCCCCCGACGUACGCAGUGGAAAUUGAAAUGCAAGCUUCCGGCCUGCCCAAACUCCGCAUUAAGAAAGUUGGCUCUGGCUCGUCGUUGGAAGUUCAGCCUGAAGGAAGUGCCAGCAAACCUAAGGGAGGAGAAAGCCCCUUUGGUGACCUUGCUAUGACCUGGUGUAGCAAACACCCAGGAAAACUAGCAGUUGCCUGUGUUUCACCCUCCUGCUGUCGUUCUUUCCACAGUACACCUGGGAAAGGUGCAGGACAGACCUACAUAUGCCAGUCAUACACCCCAACAAGAUGUGCCUCGAACGUCACCUCCCCAUUCCCCCUGGAAGCAGGAGCUCUCAGGACACCUUCUCCAAAGCAGAAGGGGAAGACUACCCCUGAUGCCAUCAAUGACUGGCCUCGGAGAAAGAAAGCAGCAGGCAGCACUGCCAACACGAGCUGCUCUCAGAGUGAGAGGAAUGCUGAGGAACGAACGUGGAUGUCAACGGGCAAAGAAACAUCAAUGAGGAUCUCAGACCAUUGUAGCAGCAAAGUAAUGAAUACAUUUGGGGAAUUUGAACUGGAAGGGAUUUGCAGGCUCCAGGAUCAGGUGUCUCCUAGUGACUUUGAACCCAAGGCUGAUGAGGACUCUGCCAUAGGAACUUUUGGCUUGAAAUCUCGGAAGCGAGUCUUUACAUAUCUGUCCCCAGAAAGGGAGGAGAAUCGCAAUGCCAAGAGAUCAUGCACUGAGAGUUGCAACUCGGAUCUCACUGGCUCGUCCACAGAUGAGGGCAUCAGAGCCAAAUCAUGGACAGACUCUGUACUUCCUGAGAAACCAGGAGUGUGUGCACUCAAAACGCUUGAGCAGCACAGUUGCCCAGGGGAUGACGAUGUCUUCCUUUUGUCAGGCUCAACUCCACCCCUGAAGAGCACACUCUCUGCCAGCAGCCUGCUAGCCCUGACCCAGUCUCCACUGCUGUCUCCAUUGCCGUCCCAAAGAAAGCGUGUUCAAGAAGAGGAAUCCGAGGCAGUGCAAAUUACUGCCAGCCAGGAGCUGUCUCCAUGCCCCAUCAUGGUGUCCAGGAGGCGUCCCCUUAGCAGGAUUUACUCACGGAAAAAGCUGCUCAGCUGA
This is a messenger RNA of Acanthisitta chloris (rifleman), 5379 nucleotides long. It is a transcript of the gene TICRR, whose product is annotated as TOPBP1-interacting checkpoint and replication regulator. Gene Ontology annotation, cellular component: nucleus. The record is from RefSeq and is a predicted model, not a curated record. Gene Ontology annotation, molecular function: chromatin binding. Gene Ontology annotation, biological process: response to ionizing radiation; mitotic G2 DNA damage checkpoint signaling; mitotic DNA replication checkpoint signaling. Lineage: Eukaryota; Metazoa; Chordata; Aves; Passeriformes; Acanthisittidae.